AUGGAGAAUAGUCUUGGAUGUGUUUGGGUACCCAAGCUGGCUUUUGUACUCUUCGGAGCUUCCUUGCUCAGCGCGCAUCUUCAAGUCACUGGUUUUCAAAUCAAACCUUUCACGUCUCUUCAUUUUGUGUCUGAACCUUCUGAUGCUGUCACGAUGCGGGGUGGGAACGUCCUGCUCAACUGCUCCGCAGAGUCUGACCGAGGAGUUCCGGUCAUCAAGUGGAGAAAAGAUGGCCUCAUCCUAGCCUUGGGCAUGGAUGACAGGAAGCAGCAACUCCCCAAUGGCUCUCUGUUGAUCCAGAACAUAUUUCAUUCGAGACACCAUAAGCCAGACGAAGGACUUUACCAGUGUGAGGCAUCCUUGGGAGAUGCUGGCUCAAUUAUUAGCCGUAUAGCAAAAGUUGCUGUAGCAGGACCACUGAGGUUCCUUUCCCAGACAGAAUCUAUCACAGCCUUCGUGGGAGAUACAGUGUUACUCAAGUGUGAAGUCAUUGGGGAACCCAUGCCAACAAUACACUGGCAGAAAAAUCAACAAGACCUCAUUCCAAUUCCAGGAGACUCCCGUGUGGUGGUCUUGCCCUCUGGAGCAUUGCAGAUCAGCCGACUCCAGGCAGGGGACAUUGGAGUCUACCGAUGCUCAGCUCGGAACCCAGCCAGCAUAAGAACAGGAAAUGAAGCAGAAGUUAGAAUUUUAUCAGAUCCAGGGCUGCAUAGACAGCUAUAUUUUCUGCAAAGACCGUCCAACGUAGUAGCCAUUGAAGGAAAAGAUGCUGUCCUGGAGUGUUGUGUUUCUGGCUACCCUCCGCCAAGUUUCACCUGGUUACGGGGCGAGGAGGUUAUCCAACUGAGGUCUAAAAAGUAUUCGUUGUUGGGUGGAAGCAAUUUGCUCAUCUCUAAUGUGACAGAUGACGACAGCGGAACCUAUACCUGUGUUAUCACAUAUAAGAAUGAGAAUAUUAGUGCCUCUGCAGAGCUCACAGUUUUGGUUCCACCAUGGUUUUUAAAUCACCCUUCCAACCUCUAUGCCUAUGAAAGCAUGGAUAUUGAGUUUGAAUGUGCAGUUUCUGGGAAGCCUGUGCCCACUGUGAAUUGGAUGAAGAAUGGAGAUGUGGUCAUUCCUAGUGAUUAUUUUCAGAUAGUGGGAGGAAGUAACUUAAGGAUCCUUGGGGUGGUGAAGUCAGAUGAAGGCUUUUAUCAGUGUGUGGCUGAAAACGAGGCUGGCAAUGCCCAAAGUAGUGCCCAGCUGAUUGUCCCCAAACCUGCCAUCCCAAGCUCCAGUAUCCUUCCUUCUGCUCCCAGAGAUGUGGUCCCUGUCUUGGUUUCUAGUCGCUUUGUCCGUCUGAGUUGGCGUCCACCUGCAGAAACAAAAGGAAACAUUCAAACUUUCUCAGUCUUUUUCUCCAGAGAGGGUGACAACAGGGAGCGAGCUUUGAACACAACCCAGCCCGGGUCCCUUCAGCUUACUGUGGGGAACUUGAAACCAGCAGCCAUGUACACCUUCAGAGUUGUUGCCUACAACGAGUGGGGACCGGGGGAGAGUUCUCAACCCAUCAAGGUGGCCACUCAGCCUGAGU
Alexandromys fortis (reed vole) is the source of this 1573-nucleotide messenger RNA. RefSeq names its product netrin receptor DCC-like. NCBI's taxonomy places the organism in Eukaryota, Metazoa, Chordata, Mammalia, Rodentia, Cricetidae. Gene Ontology annotation, biological process: cell-cell adhesion; axon guidance; neuron migration. The transcript has 9 exons. Gene Ontology annotation, molecular function: protein binding. Gene Ontology annotation, cellular component: axonal growth cone; plasma membrane; cell surface. The record is from RefSeq and is a predicted model, not a curated record. The annotation marks the transcript as partial.